GCGUAUUACCCCCCUCGCCCCCCCUCAAUGCAGCCCUGGAUACCGAGUAUGGUAGUCAAGAGUGUUUAAUAGCCAUUGUAGCUCGGUUUCUACCCUGUAUGAAUGCUCAAGUGGUAGUAUUCAGUGGCCAUAUUUGUGUGCCAUAUUUGUGUGCUGGUGCGUAUUGCUUGUGCCAGAUUAUGACUAAUAUAGGAUCACUCCAGGUAACUUAUAAAAUGAAAGCACCGCGGGUGCUGAUGCCUCGGUGGAUGUCAAAGUUACAUAACAUAAAGUAUACUAGCUAUUAACACACAUGCAUGAUAUCAUAUGUAUUAAUUUUGCUGCAUGCAGGGAAAGUCACAGAGCGGGAUAUGAUCAAUAAUGAUUAUUAGUAAAAAGGAUGCCAAAAGUACAAGUAUAUACAAAGUCUAAGACUAAUGGCUGCACCAGUAGAGCCUUGCAGCUCUUUUCUCACUUUUGCAGCUACCAUGUAGCUAGCGUUCUAGUGCAGAGGUAACUACUAUGUAGAAUAGCAACACUCCAUGGACAACAUUUGCUACGCACUCUUCUGAAGGCUGCAAUGGCAUUCCAAGCAGGAGGGAUGGAGACUGGAGCAUGAGAACCCGCAAGACCCAACCACACCUAUCAUCUUCAAGGGUGUGAUUUUCAACGAAAUGAAAGGAGUGUUUGCUUCGAAUUCCCCGGAAAGUGUGUUUGUGCAAGCUCUCCAGAACAAGAUCCUCCCAGGUCACACCUGCUCCCACAUCAGCAGAGGCUGGCCCAACGACAUCCUCAACCUCACAUGUAGUAAGCUAGCUGAAUCAUGAUAAUCUUGUGUUCUCUGGCCAAAGUGCACGCGUGCAGUGGGAGUCCCUGAGGCAGUUCCACUCCUCUCACUACCAUCCCACCAAUGCCCUCGAGCUCUUUUUCACAUACCGUAUGUAAGCUUGUAAGCUUUAGCAGAAAUUUGGUUAUAGUGGGACACCCAUUUGAGAUUCGAUUGGAAAAUGAGACCUAGAUCUUUGUUGGACAUUGAGUGAGUUACGUUGAGUUACGUUUAGUCCGGCUAGAGUGUAUGAGGUUUGGGGUGGAGGGGAGGAGCAGAAUUGAAUUACUAUGCUUUUCAUUUCGUUGAAAGGGAGCGACCAGCUUUUGCUCCAACUAGUGAUGUCAUUGAUGUCUGACUGAAGCUUGUUGACAUCCUCCACACUAUCGAUAACCUUGGAGCAUUUGGUAUCAUAAGCAAAAAGGUGCACUUUGUAAAGGUACGUGUAGUGGUUAAUUAGUUAAAAAUGAUAUCAGCAAACACACACAUGGUCUGCUGUGGUUUGUACCUCCAGCCCACAUUUAAUUUUAUUCAUGGCUAAUAGUUUACACAACUACAAGUGUUAGUGACGGAUUCUUCUUUGUACAAUCCUGACUAGACUAGUGUGCAUUAAUUAUUAUAAAGGAUUUUUAUGUUCAGUUGCAAUUGCUUUUACAAUGAAAGCACCGCAGGUGCUGAUACCUCGGUGGAGAUGCCAAAGCUACAUAACAUAAAGCUACUUUUAUACACACAUUGAUAUUCAUGGAUGAAUUUUACUGCAUGCAAAAUCCAUCUAAGAGUGGGUAAUGAUCGACGAUGAUUGUUGUUAAAAACAAUAUUGUGGCAGAGAGAGGGUGUGGCAUUUAGCGUUUACUGAAAACAGAGGAGGUCGGACAUCACUUGAACUUUCACUAAUUAUGACCUUUUAAUGACAUUCCAGGCCAAAUUGCUUUUCGUUUUUGCUGACUUAGCAGUAGCGUCUACUGUACUUCUGCUAGUCUCUAUUUUAGCCGCCCUCUAAAAGUUGGGCGGCCUAAUCACGAGUCUAUGUUAUAGAGGGCGACUGAUUUAUGAGACAAUAUUUCUGCACGGUUUUUGUCGCUGAAUCUGUUGACAGCUAGUUGUGUUUGGUGUCUGAUGGUUACUGGACCUAAUCCUAUCAGCACAUACUAGCUAGAUCCGCCUAGAUUCAGCCAUGUUCUACUGCUGAGUCAGCAAAAACGAAAAGCAAUUUGGCCUGGAAUGUCAUUAAAAGGUCAUAAUUAGUGAAAGUUCAAGUGAUGUCAGACCUCCUCUGUACUGAAAAGGGGCAGAACUGAGACAGAGAAAGCUCCGGAUUAAUUAAGUACGUGUACAUGUACGUGUGUGUCCAAGCUUCAUAUGGCUACUGCAGGACAAGACUCAGGGUUAGUGCCUUGGAUUCGCAAGAACCAGCUGGCCGUGGAUCUGUGGGAGGCUGUUAGACAUGAUGACGCUAGCGAAGUGAGGUCACUGUUGGAGCAGGGGGCCAACCCUAAUCACCAACUCUACUGGAGUGAGGAGUGGUGUGAUGUGCUUAAGAAGGCUAGACGCCCUCCAGUACAUGAAGCAUGCCUGAUUGGCAACCUGGAGAUCACUAGAGCACUCGUUAGUGGUGGAGCUGAUAUUGAUAAAGGUGAUGGACUUUUGGGCAUGGCUGCAUUUCACUGGGCGUGUAGGGGAGGACAUAUGGAGACUGUGGUGUACUUGUCACAUAAUGUGAAAUGUUGUAUUGAUGUGAGGAACAAGUGGGACCAAGCACCACUGCACAGGGCUUGUGUGGGAGGAAGUAAACAAGUUGUACAGCACUUAGUAAAGGAGUGCAAGGUUGAUGUUGACGUGACUGAUGUUGGUGGCAACACUCCUCUUGACUUGACAAAACUGUUUGUUCGCACAAGAUCUCUGUCCCUCACCUGUCCAGAUGUGACUGAUGACCUGGCAGUACGGAGUGGUCACACUGAAAUUGUUGACUAUCUCCAGUCUCUGAAGCCCUCCACUCCUGAACCAGGUAAUGCAGUGACUCCACUAGCCACUCCACACACAACCACUCAGUCAGUUCAACAACGUGAGACGACAGCGACUGCAGCUCAGUUGAGUAGCGAGUGCUCGGAUGAAGCUCUUUUCCAGUUGUCUACUGAGAUUGCUGGAUACAACAAAUUCAAGCACACGCUGGACCUGAGUCGUGCUGACAUAGACGAAAUCGAUAAUGAUCUGCGAAACUUCUACAGUACACAAGGAAAAUUUUACGCUGCUCUACGGAAAUGGAAGAAUAAAAGCAUCGAUUUUGACAAUCCAUCGAAACCGGCAGCUACUUAUGGUCGAUUAGUGGAAAUUUCUACAAAGAUUGAGGACGGAGAGGCAGUUCGCAGCAUUCACAAGGCCUGUGUGGAGCAUACCAGACUGGAGGUCAUGGAUCAGUCAACACCAUCAGACACUACCAACACUUAUAGACUCUAGAUAACUAUAGUUUAAUUAUGCUCUUGUUCAUUUAACCACUUUUCAUGUAAUUUUUAAUGAUGUGAAAAAAGUUUUAUUCAUAAUAAUAGUUUCCAUGGUGA
Halichondria panicea is the source of this 3360-nucleotide messenger RNA. Its product is annotated as serine/threonine-protein phosphatase 6 regulatory ankyrin repeat subunit B-like. Bases 2165 to 3259 code for a protein of 364 amino acids. The transcript is spliced from 10 exons. The record is from RefSeq and is a predicted model, not a curated record. Gene Ontology annotation, molecular function: protein binding. NCBI's taxonomy places the organism in Eukaryota, Metazoa, Porifera, Demospongiae, Suberitida, Halichondriidae. Gene Ontology annotation, biological process: signal transduction.